AUCGAAUGAUAAGAGUCAAUAUUGCUACGCAGAUUAAAGGAAACUGGUCAUAAAACAUAUCCCGUUAUCAUUAUUAUAAUAAUGAAGAUACAUUAUGAUAUUAUACAAAUUAAACUUUCUUCCUGUUUAGAAAAAUUAGGAAAAGCUAUAGGAUAUAAGCCUGCUCCGUUCGUGAUUAUUCCUAUUAUUAUUUCAGUUAUAUUUGGAACAGGAAUAAUAAGAAUGAAUUAUGAUAGAGAAUUCAUCAAAUUAUUCUCGUCGGAAACUAGUAAAAGCGUAAAAAAUAAAAAUAUUGUAGAAUCUCUUUUUCCUAUUAACACAUCUAAAAAUUUCGAUAUAUUUAGAUCAACUAAAGAUAGUGGAGGAUUAUUUUUCUUAGUAAUUUCUAACGAAGAAUCAUUGUUGACAGAAUUUGCAUUUAAUGAAUUAGAAACGAUAGAUAAAAUAAUAAAUAACUUUACCAUAAUUUGUAAUGAUCAGAUAAUAUACUAUCGUAAUAUUUGUGCAAAAUAUAUUGACUGUUUCGAAAAUCCUAUAUUUAAAUUAAAACCAAAAAUCAAAGAUUUUGAACAAGGAAAAUAUAAAGUUAAAUAUCCUAUAGAUGUUGAUGUAUUUACAUAUGCAUAUACGAGAUAUAUUGUAAACCUCGGUGGUGUGACAGUAGAUGAAAACAGAUACUUAAAAACUGCAAAAGCCGUUCGUUUAAUAUAUCCAUUUGAUGAUGAUAAUAUAACAAAAGUAGAUUGUAUUAAAAAGUUUGAAGAAAAGUUUUUAGCUUAUAUCAAUGAAAUGAAAUUUCAAUACAUCACUGUCAGCGCAGAAGGAAAAUGGAGUUUAAUUUCAGAAAUUAUAGAAUUUACAAAGAGAUUAUUUCCAUUAACAAGUGUUGUUUUCUUUACUGUAUUACUUUUUUCUACAUUAACUUGUAUGACAAAUAGUUGGAUAAGAAGCAAGCCAUGGCUAGGAGUUGCUAGUUGUGUAUCAGCUCUAUUAUCUACUGUUACUUCUUUUGGUUUUCUUUUCUAUUGCGGUAUGAAGAAUAUAGAUAUAAAUGUUACGUUACCUUAUCUCAUAUUAGCUAUAGAAAUAGAUGAUGCUUAUGUAUUAAUAUCUGCUUGGAGAAGAACAAGUGCUAGAAUGAAAGUGUAUGAUAGAAUGGGAGAAACUUUCAAAAAAGCUGCAGUUUCGGUAACAAUAACAACAUUAACUAGUUUAUUAUCUUUUUGCAUCGGUAUAACAAUUUCAUUCCCUGCUAUUCGCACGUUUUGUAUCUUUGCUUCAUUAUCUAUAUUUGUAAAUUAUAUCUAUCAAAUCACCUUUUUUGGAGGAUGGAUGGCAAUUUCUGGAUUAAGAGAAGAACAUAAUCUCAAUCCUUUUACAUUGAGAAAAGUUAAAGGUUAUGAUAAUCUUCAAUUAAAAGAUGAAGAAGAAGAAGAAGAUCCUAUGGCAAAAAUUUUUAAACAUAAAAUUGGUGAAUUUAUUUGCCUUAAACCUACUAAAAUAUUCAUUAUUAUAAUUUCUAUAAUUAAUUUUUCUGUUGGAAUUUGGAGUAUGAAAUAUUUGGUUAUUGGAAUGGAACUGACUAAUUUCUUUAAAUCUGAUUCAAAUGUCACAUCAUUGAUUGAAAACACUUAUAAACAUUUUACCGAAUAUCCUUUUCCUAUAAAUAUCGUAAUUAAUAAACAAUUAGAUUUUUCAAACAAAACAAUACAAGAGUCAGUAGAAAAUAUGUUGAAAAAGUUUGAAUCUCAUCCUCAUACAUCUGAUGAAUUUAUUACGUUAUCGUGGUUAAAAUAUUAUAAAAUAUUUAUUAAUUCUCCCGUAUCUAUAUUUUCUUUAAAUCAUUACGAUUUAUCAAAGAAACAAGACUUUAUUGAUGGAUUACGUAACGUUUUUCUAAAUAUUCCUUCUGCUAGACAAUUUCGAGAUGACAUUAUCUUCAAUGAUAAUUUUACCGAAAUAAUAGCAAGCAGAUACAUAAUUGCAUGUAAAAACAUAGUAAACAGACAAAUAGAACUUCAGUUAUUUAAAGAUAUACAAACUAUAGCGAAGCAAUCUGAAAUACCAGUUUUAUUACAUUCCUUUACAUUUCCUCUUUUGGAACACGUUUUGCUAAUUCAAGAUAUUGUUUUUCAAUUAGCUUGGGUUUUAUCCAUUAUAGCAAUUGUUAUAUUGUUUAUAUUUUUACCAAAUAUAAUAAGUGUUAUCUGUAUAUCUUUUGUAAUCGUUGCAUCACUUUGUGAGACUAUAGGAUAUAUGUCAUUAUGGAAUGUUCAUUUAGAUAUGAUAUCUGUUAUUUUACUUAUUUUGAGUUCUGGAUUUUCUAUUAAUUAUCCAACACAUGUCUCAUUUGCUUUUAUGUUAACGAAAAAUAAGAAUCCGAAUGAAAGAAUUAAAGAAUCGUUGUAUGAAGUGGGAUGGCCAAUAUUGCAAGGUUCAAUAUCGACAAUAUUAGGUGUAGUUAUUUUGGCAUUUCAAAGUAAUUAUGUGUUUGGUGUAUUUUUCAAAAUUGUUUUUUUAAUAACAAUAGAAACUGCAUUUAAUGCUAUGUUUUUGUUACCUGUAAUACUCAGUUUUGUUAGUAAUUGGUAUUGUAAAGAUUCUAUUAAUCAAAGUUCAAAAAAAUGAAAGAAGAAUCAUUCUAUUCAUAUAUUUUCA
Molecule: messenger RNA, 2658 nt
Organism: Centruroides sculpturatus (bark scorpion)
Lineage: Eukaryota; Metazoa; Arthropoda; Arachnida; Scorpiones; Buthidae
Product: patched domain-containing protein 3-like
Exons: 4
Coding region: 82-2628 (848 amino acids)
Cellular component (GO): membrane
Source: RefSeq, a predicted model, not a curated record